This is a messenger RNA of Mercenaria mercenaria, 5025 nucleotides long. RefSeq names its product serine/threonine-protein kinase PLK4-like. NCBI's taxonomy places the organism in Eukaryota, Metazoa, Mollusca, Bivalvia, Venerida, Veneridae. The coding region runs from base 173 to 3469 and encodes 1098 amino acids. Gene Ontology annotation, molecular function: protein binding; ATP binding; protein kinase activity. The record is from RefSeq and is a predicted model, not a curated record. Gene Ontology annotation, biological process: protein phosphorylation. The transcript is spliced from 17 exons.
AAUAUUUCUAACGAUCAAGUCGAGGCGCGUACGCCGAAAUUUCAAACAUGAAGAUUAUUUUCUAAACAAUGAAGGGAUUAACGUUUUGUUUUUGUAUACAUUUUAAUGGAUGGUUGUUCAGAAGGCAGAAAUAUUGUGUUUGUGAUUUGGAGGAUGUAAAAUAAUUCUAAAUAUGAGUGAAAGUAUAGAUGACUAUCGAGUGCUCAAUCUGCUUGGUAAAGGUGGAUUUGCCUGUGUAUACAGAGCAAGAGCAAUAAAGACAGGGCUCGAAGUUGCCAUUAAAAUGAUUGAUAAGAAGCUGAUGAAGGCAGCUGGCAUGGUGACUAGAGUAAAGAAAGAGGUUGAAAUUCAUUCCAGACUCAAGCAUCCGUCGAUCUUAGAGUUGUACAACUAUUUUGAAGACAACAACUAUGUGUACUUGAUACUGGAGAUGUGCCAAAACGGUGAAUUACAGAGAUAUCUCAAGUCCAGCUGUAGAGUACUCUCUGAAGAUGAAGCUCGCCACUUCAUGAAGCAGAUUCUGGAGGGUAUGCUGUAUCUCCACUCAUACGGAAUUCUACACAGAGAUCUUACACUCGCCAAUCUUCUACUCAGUAAAGAUAUGGAUGUGAAAAUUGCUGACUUUGGUUUAGCAACAAGACUGAAUGGUCCUGAAGAGAAACACUUCACCAUGUGUGGAACACCAAACUACAUUUCUCCAGAGGUAGCAAGUCGAUCUGCCCACGGAUUGGAAGCAGAUGUAUGGUCCCUUGGCUGUAUGUUCUACACAUUCCUGGUUGGUACACCACCUUUCGACACCGACACUGUAAGAACCACACUGAACCGUGUUAUUAAAGGUGACUUUGACUUACCAGACAACUUGUCACCGGAAGCUUUAGAUCUAAUUCAUCAACUUCUCCAGAAAAAUCCAACAAAAAGGAUUCCUUUAUAUGAUGUGAUGAAACAUCCAUUCAUGUUGAAGGAAAGCUCUACUGAUUACACAAAAGGACAUACAAAUCUCGCGGAAGUGUCCAUAGAUAGUGGUCAAGGAACCAUGUCAACAGGAAUCAUGUCUCGCAUGUUCGGUGCUCCAAAACAAAGGCCGAUGCCAGCAUUACAUCACAUAGGUUCUAAGAUUCCAGAAGAUAGGGAAAACAGUGUGGGAGACAGUGAUAGGUCAGCAGAUGGGUACUACUCUGGAAAUAUGGCUUCAAGAACAGAAGCGCCUGUCAUUAAAAAUCCAGCAAUGAGACACCCUCCAUCACCUCCUGUUAGGUUACGUGAUAGUAAAAUGGAACGAAACAGCCAGAAGUCCCAUAGCAGUCAUAGUGAUAAAAUCUUCCCAGAUAAGUUUGCAGAUAGAAACACUGAACAGAUGGGCAAUCUUGAUACUAGAAUGGUUACUACCCCAUCUAGUGAUAGAAAUGCACAGUUUGUUGACAGAACUCCAAAAAUGAAUCAUGUGUCAGAGUUCACAUAUAAAGGUGGUGAUACUGGUUAUUGUAGUGCCAGUAAACAAUCUAAUAUUAGUGAUAAUGAAAGUAGGUCACAUAACCAAAGAACGUUUGAUGUACCAAGGUUAAAUUUAGCACAAGCUCAGUUUGAUCCUACUAAAUACCAGGAAAGGGUACCGACUCCUAGUAAUUCCUCAGGAUGGUCUUGUAGUGCCUCUUUGCACAGUAAUGAUGCAAAGGUGCCAAGUCCACGUGAACAUACUGACACUAGCGCACAGGAUAUGUUACGAAAACAGGGAUCAACUUGUAUAAGUACAGUGUCAGAUGCUUCUUCAUACGACGGCAGUGAGUUUAGUUUACAAAAUACGAAAAAAGUGCUUAAUUUUGAAGGUGAUUCACAGCCUAAUAGUAUCAGUGAACAAUAUUAUCACAAUGACAGUAGGGAAUAUUAUUCAAACACACAGUCCAGAGAGAAUACAGAAUUCACUCAUAAACAGAUGUACGGUAGGAGUAACUCAGUCGAUGAGUUGGAGUUUGACCGACCAAGACAUAAAGUGAUGGAGGCUAGAAGUAAUUCAGUGGAUGAAUUAGACUUUGAUGAACCAAGAGAAAGGCCUCCUAAACCAGUCCCAUCAAAAACAAGUGGGCAUGAAAAUCUGAAUAAUUGUGCGAAUGGUUUGUCAAGUGGAUGCUUACCAAAGGAAGAUUGUGUUAAAUCAAAGCAGGUUUCAAGUAAAACAAACGAUUUGGGUUCACCAAUCAACUCGGCUCGAUUGCGCCCCAUCCGUCAACGAACGAGGAAUGCCAUUGUAAACAUCAUGGAGAACGGAGAGGUGUGUUUGGAGUUCGUAAAACAGAAACACAGAGAAGAAAAAGUUGUAGAAGUGUUUGUUAUCUCUCAAAAUGGCAUGCAGGUGAGCAUUUACCAACCUAACAAUGGCAAAGGAGUACCUGCAGAGGACCAGCCUAUUGCUUUACCGAAAGUCCCGUUGAAAUCAUUCGCUUUUAGUGAACUGCCAGAGAAAUACUGGAAAAAGUACCAAUAUGCUUCAAGGUUUGUCAAGUUAGUCCGCUCCAAGACCCCGAAGGUAACUCUGUACACGCAGCGCUGUAAGUGUAUGUUGAUGGAGAACGGUCCUGACGCUGACUUUGAAGCCGUAUUCUAUGAUGAUAAGCCAGACAAAAGUGUUAUCCCGAGAAAGGGGUGUGAUGACUCGGAUAUUAUUAGUUGGAGUGCAAAAUUUACGUCUAGCAGUCGUGGAAUGAGAAUCAUUGAGCGUACAGGGACGUCGCUUGUCCUGGAGUCUCCAGACAUGGAACAGAGGCUUACACAAGAAACCCAGAAACUCCUUGAAUAUGUCAAACAGUGUCGGCAGCAGUGUUUAGAGCUGGAGUCAGUGGUAACUGCAGUACAGGAGAGGUGUUCAUUACAAGAAGAACUGUUCCCAAUUAUCAUUGGCCGUCGACCCAAUUCUGGUAAUCUUAAUGACUCUGGCAAGUUCAGCACUGCAAGUAUAGGAACCGGAAGUGAUGAACACAAUACAAGUAACAAGUCUACAGAUAGCAACAGGCCUCCGACAAUGACCUCCUUUGAUGGUACUGUUGUCAGUACUGUAACUGACUGUGGAGAGAAGAUGAAGUCUGACAGUUGUCAUGACAACACAAUGAGGUCCCAGUCUACAGUGAUGGGAGCACAGGCCAAUACCUCACCCACUAGCAGUCAUGUACGCAAGCUGAACGCCAAGGAUGUGCUCCGACAAGUGAUGGUUCAUGAGAUAGGCUGGGCAUCACAGCAUGCUAAUGGAGAGAUCUGGGUGAAAUUUUUUGAUGGUACACAACUGGGAGUUAAAUCAACCACAACAACUAUCAAAUUCAUUGAUCAGCAUGGAAAACUUUGCAGGUUCCAGAAGACAGACGUUUUGCCUGAUGUUGUAAAAUCGAGGCUCGAAAAAGUUCCUUUGGUGCUAGAACAUUUGCUUCAAGACUCUCAACAACAACAGCAACAAAUGUUAGGGAAUCAUCAGACACCCAGAUGAAAAUUUACGUAGUUAUAGAAGCAUCAAUAGCCUUAUCUGUGAUAAAAAUAGACAUUCCUUCAGCAUUGUGUUGAAGUGUCUGAUUGGUCAGAAUGCUCCAAUUUCUAGACUUCUGUCAUUUUCUGCAGUGAUGAAUGGCACUUUAUAGUUCUAAAUAUAUUAGGUUAGAAGUUUAAAUUUUCUCCACAGGAAAACUUACUUUAGAUAGAUACUCAGCGGUAGAUAAAUGCAUACGUGAAUGAGAUAGAGGACACAGGACUAUAGUUUAUAUGGAGGUAGAGUUUCUCCUGCGUAUAAUGUACUUUACGUAGGAGUUUGAUUACUGUGUCUGACAAAGAGUGGGUGUACAAGAAAAGCAAAGAAGAUUUUUUGAGAAAAAUGGUGCUGUGUACAAGAAUUUGUAAGCAUGAUCAAGUUUGAUUAAUGUUGUUGGUUGAUUGUGCUGACAGUUUUGUGCUAGGUGUAGACAGGACUUUGUAAAUGUGUAAUAUCUGAUUAUUUAUUUAUUUAUAUUUAAUUACCAACAUGAGACGACUGUCCUUUUAGGCUUUAUAUUAGUAAGAAAAGAAAUUGUUUGUUGACCCCUUUUCUUAUUGAACUUCUUUCUCACUUUUUUGUGCCUUCCCUCUUGGAGGCUCUUUUCCUUCUUCUUUACUGCCAUGUUUCAGGAAUUACUUAAAACGUCCCCACCCCGCUCACAAAGUUUUUUUCUAAAAUACUAGCUAUUUGCAACAGUUUUGUCAUAGGUCUGUGUUAAACUGCCCAUAUUUUAAAUAGAAUUACAACUGCCUUCUAAGUCUGGGAAGUUUUACAUACGUAAUAAUUUAUAGAAUUUCAUGCAUAUCAUUUCAGUUUAGUUUAAGGAACUUUCUCAGGGAAAUCUUAGAAUUUUCUUGUAUAUACAAGAUAAUUUUAAUGUUAUAUCUUGUAUUGAUUCAUUUCUUGGUGCAUUAAGAUCUAACUUUUCACGUACCAAUCUUAGUCAUUCACUGAAAUUUGCAUUUGAACAAAGGUGUUGUUGUUUUUUUCUUCACUUCAAAAUAGACUUUUUUUUGAAAAGCAUACAGUUCUCAUUUAUCGUAGAAAAAAAAUCAAUUGGUAGAAUUUUUGUUAAAACAAGUUUGAAAAUGCAUUUGUGUAUACAAAAGUACAAGUGUAUAAAACAUAUGGUGGAGUACUUGCAUCUCUAUGUUGUAAAGAAUGGACUUUGUCUUAAAUGUUGAAAGUGUUUUAAUGCACAGGAACUGGCGCUAUGGUAAUAAAUAAAUGUUUGUUGUGGGUAAUCAUUUUAAAAAGUUGUUCUAAAAUAUGAAGUGACUUUAGAAAUUUUUAAAAAAUACUUUAUUUUAAUUAAUAUUGUUUUGUACACUAGAGUGUAGUGAUAUGAAUUUUAGAAUUCAAAGAUUUUUAAAAAAACACUAUGACAUGUUUUGCAUUUAGUUUUCAUGAUAUGCCAUAUGCCAGUUCCUCUGUUAGAAUAGAUAUAAUUUAUCUAUGUUACUAUUUAUAUGCUAGUCUAUAUAUAUGAUAACUACAAAAAUAAAACAUAAAAGAAG